This is a messenger RNA of Psammomys obesus (fat sand rat), 944 nucleotides long. Its product is annotated as UDP-glucuronosyltransferase 1A3-like. The record is from RefSeq and is a predicted model, not a curated record. NCBI's taxonomy places the organism in Eukaryota, Metazoa, Chordata, Mammalia, Rodentia, Muridae. Gene Ontology annotation, molecular function: UDP-glycosyltransferase activity.
ACAGUAAACAAGUUCAACUGCUGUGGAUUUCUCCAGCGUUAGCAAUGGGAACUCAGGUGUGCCUGUGUCAGAAGCUCUUGGGGCUGCUGCUCCUGCUGUGUGUCCUGCCCUGGGCUGAAGGUGCGAAGGUGUUGGUGUUCCCCUUAGAGGGCAGCCACUGGCUGAGCAUGAGGGAUGUUGUGAGGGAGCUCCAUGCCCGAGGCCACCAGACUGUGGUCCUGGCUCCAGAAGUGUCUGCGCACAUCAAAGGAGAGGACUUCUUCACCCUCAAAACCUAUGCCAUUCUGUACACGGACGAAGAAUACAAGUACCGCCUGCUGGGCCACCUUCAAAAUUUUUUUGAACGUGAAUUUUCUCUGACGUUGCUUUUAAUGGAUACGGUGGGUGUAAAAUAUGUCAACAUUCUUUGUAAAGUCUUGCAUGACAGUGCUCUGAUUCAGCAUCUGCACCCCAGUUCCUUCGACGUGAUUUUAACAGAUCCCUUUUACCCCUGUGGGGCAGUGCUGGCGAUGCACCUGAAAGUUCCUGCUGUGUUUUUCCUGCAAUCCGUUCUCUGUGAACUAGAUAUUGAGGCAAGAAAAUGUCCAAGCCCUUCUUCUUAUGUUCCCAGGAUACUCACAAUGAAUUCUGACCACAUGAGCUUUCUAGAAAGAGUGAAGAACAUGCUGCACCCUUUGCUAUUUAAGAGUUUCUGCCGUCUUUAUCUUGGUCCUUUGGAAAGACUUGCAUCUGAGCUUUUGCAGAGAGAGCUUUCUGUGGUGGAUAUCCUCAGCUAUGCAUCCGUGUGGCUAUUGAGAAAGGACUUUGUGUUCGACUACCCCAGGCCCAUCAUGCCCAACAUGGUCUUCAUUGGGGGCAUAAACUGUGCCAACAGGAAGCCACUCUCUCAGGUCUGUAUUCAGCCUUUAUUCAAAUGAGUUUCCAGCAAGAUUGUGUUAAAAACA